GUCCUCUAGGUCGCUUUUCACUUUGGCAGAUGUCUGUAGAACGCAUUUCUGUUUUAGGCAGUAGUUUGAGUUGCUGAAGUGCGGAAAUAUGGAAUAGGAGUCCUGACGAGAGAAAGUAUGAGGCAAACGGAGGGACGUCGCAUGUCAAGGGGUAGCAAGCUCACGCUGUACCGUCCAGGCUUUCCCUCGUCGACUGCCGCAGAGCUGGAACUGAUCGCUAUGCAGUCUCGGGCCUCCGCAUGCUGUGCCGUCCGCAUCCCUCUACUGAGGUCAGAGCUUUAGGAUGCUCCUCGUUUGGAACGGACGUGUCCUCCAGUGAGUCGGUGGUUCACAUUCUCUUGCUCCGGCUGGGGUCACAAGCUCUUGCUGUUCUGCCGCUCAUACACCAACCAAUGUUGGGUACUGGAAGAAAAACACCAAAAGUUUUGUCGAGCAGUGUUGCCACCUGCCACCUUCUUCUCUUCCGUUGGAGCUUUGAUGAGUCAAGUCGGUACUGUCAGCAAAUGUGUACUGUCAUCUUUGACUGCUAACUUGGUUCAUAAUCGCCUUCUGCACCGUAUGGCAAUUCUCAGGAUAUCAUAUGAUGGAGGAUGAUCGAGAUUGUAAGAUGCUCUCGGUCUUGAGGAUUCUCAGCACUUAAUUCCCCGAAACACUGUCCGUCCCGACUCGGUUUUGUCCAUGGGUUCUACUUUUGGUAUUACUUUUGGUUUUACUUUUCAGCAAGCAAAGGGUCAUUAGAGGCAUGAAUAUGGAUAAAUUGUAGAUCAUUGUGGAUUAGCACUCAGCUCUACACUGUCCCUCUCUUACGUUAGGAUGGUCCCUCAGCUUGCAUCUCAUAUUCUGUGCAAUGUGAGAAAAGUCGACGUCACUCACAUUCUUCCUCCCUUGAGGUUCAAGGCCAAGUUGAUAAGAGUCGCAAUUGCAGCCGAUUGUAAUAUUCAGACUCAGUAUGGUGCUGUACUGGGAUCAAUUCUUCCGGCCUUGACGACCAGAAGUUGACAAGGUCAUGACGCUGAGCGGUUGAAUCAUUCUGACGAAGACCCACAUCUGGGAAUGAAAAAGGUUGGCGUGCUUCAGACGCCCUGGUACUCAGAACGCAAGUUCAGGACUAAUAUAACUUCUAUUCAACUGAAGAGUUGGGGAAUUGGAUUCAUGAGCGAACUGGCCAAUUUGCUCUGAUGCAAAUCUAUGUCGAGCCUCCAUAAUAAUCAAGUCCAAGCACGGAAGGCGUAAGAUUGCAGAAGAACAAUGCGGUCGACCAUUGUAAGUUUUUUGAAAUAG
This is a messenger RNA of Marchantia polymorpha subsp. ruderalis, 1281 nucleotides long. NCBI's taxonomy places the organism in Eukaryota, Viridiplantae, Streptophyta, Marchantiopsida, Marchantiales, Marchantiaceae. The record is from the annotation of a GenBank genome assembly.